GAUACCUCUAGGUCCUCAACAUUAAUCCAGAAGAAGGCCUGAGGAAUCCAAAAACAGUAUAGAAUGUCAGGUCUUUAUUUCGCUUCCUCGCUCAGAUCAGUGAGCAAGACUAUGGAUGAGGAGUCCGAGGACAGCCCAGGACCCGAGCCUCAGGACCAAACUCGC
This is a messenger RNA of Amoebophrya sp. A25, 165 nucleotides long. The record is from the annotation of a GenBank genome assembly. NCBI's taxonomy places the organism in Eukaryota, Dinophyceae, Syndiniales, Amoebophryaceae.